CCUUAUCUGUGGUCAUGUGGUGGGGUCGAGCCGAACCGAACCGAGCCGAGCAAGCUCCAUCGAUCGGCCGCCUCGUCGCAUCAAAUUCCAAAAACCCUCCGCGAGCUCCGACGACGCGGCCGCCAUGGACGGCAGCGACGACGAGUGCUGCUACUACUACGACGCCGUCGACAGCGAUGGGGACGAGGAGGAGGAGGAGGAGAUAAUAAUGCUGGACGAGGACGACGUAGGCUUGCUCGACGGCGCCGCGCUGCCGCCGCCGGAGGAGGAGGUGGAGCACCGCGCGAUUUGCUGGGCCAUUACAAAAGAAUCCCUUGCAGCUGCGCAGGAGCAAGACCUGUCCAUGGUGAUGAACCUGGUGAACGUUGAGCGGCACAACGCGCGCGCCCUCCUCGCCCACCACCGGUGGAAGAUGGAGCGCAUCUACGACCGCCUCGACAUGAUGGGCCGGGACGCCUUGCUCAGGGACGCCGGCGUCGUUGUGCUGCCGGAGAAGAGCAGCAGCAGCGGCAGCAGCAUGGCCAUGGCGAAGACGAACCCCCCGGGAAGCGUGGCUGUCACCUGCAACGUCUGCUUUGAGGAGUACCCACUCGGCUCUGUCUCCGCCAUGGAUUGUGGCCACUGCUUCUGCAAUGACUGUUGGACGGAGUACUUCGCUGCGGCGGUGAGCGACGGCAGCAAGCAGAUGAGGUGCAUGGAGGUGAAGUGCACGGCGAUCUGCGACGAGGCGGUGGUGCGGCUGCUGCUGCACGGGAAGCACCCCGGCGCGGCGGCGCGGCUGGACCGCCGCCUCCUGGAGGCGUGCGUGGAGGCCAGCGACGCGGUGCGGUGGUGCCCCAGCGCGCCGCACUGCGGGCGCGCCAUCCGGGUGGACGGCGGGGGCGGCGGCGAGGAGCGGUACGCCGAGGUGUCGUGCCCCUGCGGCGCCGUCUUCUGCUUCCGCUGCGGCGGCGGCGCGCACUCGCCGUGCCCGUGCCCCAUGUGGGACAAGUGGGGCGCCAUGCGCGGCGGCGGCGAGGUCGACAACCUCAAGUGGAUCGUCGCCAACACCAAGAGCUGCCCCAAGUGCUCCAAGCCCAUCGAGAAGAACGGCGGCUGCAACCAUGUCACUUGCACCUGCGGCCAGCAUCUCUGCUACGCGUGCGGCGCGGCGACGGGGACGUUGUACAUGCACAUCUGCAACCGCUACAAGGAGGAGGGCGGCGGCGGCGGCGUGAAGGUGGAGAUGACCGCCGGUGGGCGGCAGCGGCUGCGGUUCAUGCACUACUACGAGCGGUUCGAGAUCCACACCGAGUCGUACAAGGAGGAGCAGGGGAAGCUGGGUCCGGCCAUCGACGCUCUGGCGCGGCGGCUGGAGGCGGACGCCACGCUGCCGUGGUCGGGCACCAGGGACGCCCGGUGGCCGUCGGCGGCGCACCGGCGGCUGCUGCGGUGCCGGCAGGUGCUCCCGCGGUCGUACGUGCUCGCCUACUACAUGUUCGGCGGCGGCGCGGCGACGCGGCGCGAGCGGGAGGAGGCGGCGGCGCAGAACCGGUUCGAGGAUUUGCAGGGGCAGCUGGAGCACCACGUGGAGGUGCUGUCCAGGACGCUGGCGGCGGCGGCGCGGCCGGCCGACGCGGCGGAGGUCGUGAAGGCGAAGCGCGACGCCGACAACCUCGCCCGCGUCGUCGAGGGGCUGUGCGCCGGGAUGUACCGGUGCGUCCAGGACGAGCUGCUGCCGCUGCUCGUCGAGCCCAUGAACAUCGCCGCGUACCAUCCGGACGGCCCGGCCAUGGCCAAGGAGUUCCCGCCGGCGACCAGCGUGACCGGCGGAGCACCGCCGGCGACACGCCACUAAGCCACAACGUGUCGAGUUCAUUAUUACUAUACGAAGCAAGGUUGUAAACGGUCGAUGGGUGAAGGGAAGCAGGUGGUUUUGGGAAAAAUUCUAUUGUCCAAACAUGUUUGUGGUUUGGCAUGGUGGAUUUUUGGAUUAAUUACUAGCUAAGUAGUAUAGGAAAUAUCCUAUAUUGAUACAGAGGAAAUGAUGGAUUAUUUUGUGCUGAU
Molecule: messenger RNA, 2046 nt
Organism: Oryza sativa Japonica Group (Japanese rice)
Lineage: Eukaryota; Viridiplantae; Streptophyta; Magnoliopsida; Poales; Poaceae
Product: probable E3 ubiquitin-protein ligase ARI1
Biological process (GO): positive regulation of proteasomal ubiquitin-dependent protein catabolic process; protein polyubiquitination; ubiquitin-dependent protein catabolic process
Cellular component (GO): ubiquitin ligase complex; cytoplasm
Molecular function (GO): zinc ion binding; ubiquitin protein ligase activity; ubiquitin conjugating enzyme binding
Source: RefSeq, a predicted model, not a curated record